Messenger RNA from Phyllopteryx taeniolatus (common seadragon), 1163 nucleotides. RefSeq lists its product as uncharacterized. The record is from RefSeq and is a predicted model, not a curated record. The transcript has 8 exons. Bases 200 to 1063 code for a protein of 287 amino acids. NCBI's taxonomy places the organism in Eukaryota, Metazoa, Chordata, Actinopteri, Syngnathiformes, Syngnathidae.
CAACAGGAAACACACCCAAGAAUUUCACAUCCCCGUCAGGAUCCACGAGCAGUAACCUCUGGUCUCCAGCAUUAACACGCAGUCUCAAUGAGCUGUGUUUUUGUCCGCACUCGCUCUGUGCUUGUGUAAAAGCGAACACAUGUAGUGGACAGCGUUGUCCAAAUUCAACAAGAUUGGAAUCGGACUUGGGACGUCUACAAUGGAACAUCUCCGGCCUUUGACUGAGCUCGCUCUGAUUCUGAUCCUGGCCUCUCAUUCAAAAGGUGAAACAUGGGGUUUGAAGGUCAACCGACGCAUCACUGCAGAGAAAGGCAAAAGCGUGAUCAUACAAUGUACGUUCAGCUACCCGCCGGAGCACCACACAGAAAACCUUCAGCUCUUCUGGAAACUGCCCAAGAGAAGCACAUUUAAUACUUACGACAGGGAUCGCAACGCGUUUCUUUAUCACCCCAAUAACACAUUUGUGGUGAAGAAGUACCAAGGAAAGACCAGUCUGAUUGGAAUGGGAAACGACAGGAGCUGCACCCUCGGGAUAACAAAUUUAAUGGACGACCGACUGGUUAUUUACUUUAGGAUUAUUGGAAAGGAGAACUUCAGUUUUUGGGACCAAAGUGUCACUAUAUCUGCAUAUGGCCCAGAUGUCGUACCAGUCACUCUUAAUCCAGAUACUAUUUUCCCAUAUUCACCCAUUCCAAGAGAUCUACAACAUCUGAAAAACAGAACGACGUUACAAACAAUCUACACUGCCGUCUUUGUACCCCUUGCAGCAGUUGUGAUCCUUCUUGCUGCCGGAUUUCUCAUUUGGAAAAAGCACACAAGGUCACAAUCGGUAGUGAGGGAGGGCUCUGGAUAUUAUGCGAACUUUAGCAGAGCGUCACCAAACCAAGCCACGAGAAAAGAAAAUUGCAACAAACAAGACAACAAAAAUCUUCCCGACAGGAAGGUUAUGGAGGAACCUAUUUAUAUUAAUGUGCAGCAAGCAGCAUGUCAGACGGGGGCACGUAUGACUCAAGGAGAGGAUCACAAAGACAAUAUAUAUGAAAAUGUGGUUCACACUAAAUAAAAACACUAUCUUGUUGAUGUCUGCCACCGAACGUAAACAGCUACCCAAAAGCAGCUGAUAAAUAAACAAGGUGGUUAUCACACAUUUGUGAGCAAACAAC